Triplophysa rosa is the source of this 4003-nucleotide messenger RNA. RefSeq names its product G-protein coupled receptor 55. The transcript has 3 exons. Gene Ontology annotation, molecular function: G protein-coupled receptor activity. NCBI's taxonomy places the organism in Eukaryota, Metazoa, Chordata, Actinopteri, Cypriniformes, Nemacheilidae. Gene Ontology annotation, biological process: positive regulation of Rho protein signal transduction; phospholipase C-activating G protein-coupled receptor signaling pathway. The coding region runs from base 691 to 1608 and encodes 305 amino acids. Gene Ontology annotation, cellular component: membrane. The record is from RefSeq and is a predicted model, not a curated record.
ACAGACACUCCAUAUUUAACAAAACAAGACACAUUAAUGAUUUUGUGUUUGAGAAAAAAACUUACUUUCUUUCCACAAUUUACAGUUUCUGAGUUUUAACUAGGCUACAGUACAUUCAUUUAGGUACAUUUUUAAGGGGUUUUCAGUAUGUAAAAAUAUCACAGCUAUUCUUAGCAAUGCACAGGUGGGACAAAACUAAUUCUUACCAAUUUCAUUCAUGAGACUGUUACAACCAUAUUCUGUACACAAGACAUUGUUUCGUGACAGAUGUAGCCCACACACUCAAUGAAAAGGGGAAGACCACGAUUUGCUGACAUGUGCUUCAGACAAAGUUAAUAAAAACCUGGUUUAGCAUUUCAGACAUCUCAGCGAGUAAUGUGUGAACACAACUCAUGUCUCGGUAAUUAUAUUAUUUGGCUGUAUUUCAAAAAUAUUGUAGGAAAACUAGUGUGGUGCGAUCAUGUCAUGUUUAACGGAUUUUGUUCUUGUGGUUUAUUGCUGUGAGAAACAAUUGUGAACAGAGGUAACAAACUCUCUGUGGACCUUUUUGCAGCAAAAGAAGGCUACUACAGUCGUACAGUAUGUAGGCAGGUUAUUACUUAUUAACUUCAUCUGUGCGCAGUUUGUGAUGAAAUACCAGUUUCACUCCAGGAGAAAUGAAACUUUGAAAUCAUCAGAAAAAGUUUCACUAUGAGUGCCAACUGCACAUUCAGUGACGUGGAUAAUGUGACGAUGGUCCUGGACUUUGUGAUUUACGUUCCCGUCUUGGUGUUCGGACUGGCACUAAACAUCACGGCUUUGGUUGUGUUCUGUGUUCUGCUCAGAAAAUGGACAGAGUCCACCAUUUACAUGACCAACCUGGCUCUGAUGGAUCUGCUGCUGCUACUGCCGCUACCUUUCAAGAUGCAUGCAGCAAUGCACACGUGGGCGUCCAACACAAAGUUCUUCUGCUCCUUCUUAGAGAGUCUUUACUUUGUGGGUAUGUACGGCAGCAUCUAUACAAUUGCCUGCAUAGCUGUGGACCGGUACAUCGCCAUAAAAUACCCAUUUCGGGCCAAGCAGUUGCGUUCGAAAAAAGUCGCCCUGAUUGUCUGCGGCUUCAUCUGGGUGUUUGUUAUGGGAGCGACUUCACCCAUCUACACCUUCCGUGAUGAGAACAAUGAUGAUUUCCGCUGUUUCCACGGUUUCUCUAAGAAGGGUUGGACCACUGGAGUUAUUGUUUGCUUGGAGAUUUUUGGUUUCUUGUUGCCUGCUACUGUACUGGUGGUAUGUUCUACUCAGAGCAUCCGCACGCUCAAGGCCACGGAAAGCAAAAACUCUAAAAGACAAGCAGGGGUUAGAAUAAUUUACAGCAGCCUAGCGGCCUUCCUGAUACCCUUUACUCCUUGUCACGCGGCCAUAUUCCUGCAAUACCUUGUCCGUAAUGACUUCAUUUCGGACUGCAGCCAGCAAAAGAAUAUUGCCGUUUUUAUACAGGUGUCAAUGAGUCUUGCCAACGUGACCAUCUGCUUGGAUGCGCUUUGCUACUAUUUUAUUGCCAAGGAAGUCCGAUCCACCACAGACACGGUUCUCAGCAGAGUGAGAUCCAUAAGCACCUCGGAAGUUUGACGUGUGAGGUUACCGAAACUUUCACAAUGCGUGUUGACGGUAAAUGGGACAACUGAAAAACAUUAUGGACUUACAUGACAACUAUAUAAAGGAAAAUAAAGGUUAUUUAGUCAGAACUGACCGUCGUUUUGAAGAAUUAUAGUUUCACAUGGCAUUUUGGCAACAUGUGAGACAUGUUUCCAUGCGUUGCAUGUCAGAAACAUGCAUAUUACUGUCGGACGGAAACCUCAUAUCUCCAAAAUCGCAACUUUUUAGAAAAUUUAAAAACAUUUAUUUGUUUAAUAUUUUACAUUUUACAAACAUGAAGGUUGACCAACAGUAGGCUUAUGAUUUAUGAAAAAGAACGUGCCUGACAGUUUCGUUUUUCUCCCUUUAUUUUUACAUUUCUGCCCAUAUUAUAAAAUUACAAAAAAAUGUAAAGAUACUUUUUAAAAAUGUUGCAGCACUGUAGAAAAGGGGUUCAAAGGAAUUGGCUUUAUACUGAACAUCACAUGCAGAAACAGGAAAACAAAGCUUGCUGUUUUAAUCAAAAUGCCUUCAAAUGAGAUACCAAAUCUAAGCAUACCCAAUCACAUAUUGAUAUUUAAUUAUUUCCUUCUCAAUAUUCAACAAUUAACAUAGAAUAAAAUCCCCAGAAUAAAAACAACUAGCUACUGGCUGAGUAACAUUUUCUCAUAAAACGGAUGUAAUAACAACAGGUUUCCAGGCUGGUCGUGUGAUGUUCGACAUAUCGACGCCCAGAAGAUUGAUUCCCGACAGCGCCAGUGUGCAAUGAUUGACAGGAGGGUUUCUGAUUGGCUAAAACAGGCCACCCCAUUUAUAUAUUUUUAUUUUGGCUUUCACAAAGACAGGUCUAAUUUAGCAGGACUCUUAUUUCAGUCUGUUUAGUAAAAGAGACUUUUGUUUAAAAUAAUAAUGAUAAUUUAACAAUUCUAUCUUAUUAAGAUUCAUCUGAAUUAUUCGUUCACAUCAGAGAAUCUAUAUCGUCUUUGUCACAGUUCACUGUCAACACGAGAAACCUGAGGUGCUCGCGCUCACACGCGAUGAUGGUCUGACAAACCAAACCCGAAACCUUCACAAUGACUCAUAAACAUUGAUGCAACAUUGAAUUAUUUACCACUUCCAUUAUUUGAAUAUUAAUUACACUUAUCAAUCUUGAUCUUCAUUCUGCAUUCUAAAAGGGUUUACCAAAAGAUUUGAAUAACGAGGAAAAAUCUAUUUUCUGUUUACAUGGAAGUGUGAAAUGUAAAUCGGAUUCCCCUGUGUAUGCACGUGUGUGGGGGGAUGGAUUGCCACACGUUAUGAGCACUCUGUGGGUACACUGCCAUGUGCCACUAGUUUCACUUAGUCAUUUGGCGAGUUUCUUUACCCAUCUAUGAUUCAAUUUUGUUCUGUUUAUGUGAUAAAGUAUGCCAGACGAAAGCAUACUUGCAUGUCUAUACGGGCACAACAUCACAUUUUUACUGAUACACAAAUACGUUAUAUACCAAGGGGCGUAGGAGAGGUAUGGUCACUGCAAAUUUAAUUUUAAUAAAAUAAAGGUAUUGAGUUACAUUACAAAAUGUUUUUUCAACCAACAAAAUAACAUAAUGUUUUAAAAUCAAACACACACACGCAUACACAAUCCAAAAUAGGUAAACUGUGGUCGACGAACGCUACAAUAUAAACAGAUUAACUCCGACCAAUGAAAGUACAGUUUACUUACACGUGACAACCACAAAACACAUUCUUGCAAACACAUCUGAAACGCUUCUUUUAAAAAGCGAACCCGAAUCAUCAUGAUGAAGAAGUGAACAACAUUGUAACUAUUUUAGUAUCAGCUAUGUAGCGCUGCUGCAAUUCACCUAGUAGUGAUGGGUCGUUCAUGAACGAUUCGUUCUUUUUGAACGAAUCUUUAAAAUGACUCGGGAGUGACGAGUGUCUCAGCGAGUGAUUCCUUCAUUUUGUGUUGACCGCGCAUGUGCAACAUUGUACCAGAAACAGUAAUGAAGUUCGUCUCUCGAGUCAUCGGGUCCGAGCCCUUUUGUUCUUUUGUCAAAUGGUAGCUCCGCAGGCAAACCUGCAGCCUGUACCGGAGUCUUCGAGUCCGAGUCUUUAACGUGAUUUACGUGACCACUUCCCGGAUUAUCAGUCAAAUGCAUGAUGUACGUGUUAUAUGUUGUAUUAUAGGAAGAAAUACUAUAAAAUGAUCAAAAGAUAUGUGCAAUAAACAUCUCUAAAACGUACCGUUCUGUUCUUUUUUCUGUCAGUAUAUUCAUAAAUGUUUCUUGUGGAUUUCUGCAUGUGUUUUUAAUUUAUCUUAAUAACUAACUAUUUUGCAUAAGAACUGUGCUGGCAUUAAGCAACACUAGUAAAGUCAGUGUUUAUGUCUAAUGCAUAUAUUACACAAGUGAUC